Messenger RNA from Mauremys reevesii (Reeves's turtle), 728 nucleotides. RefSeq names its product maestro heat-like repeat family member 5. The transcript is spliced from 5 exons. The record is from RefSeq and is a predicted model, not a curated record. Gene Ontology annotation, cellular component: cytoplasm. Lineage: Eukaryota; Metazoa; Chordata; Testudines; Geoemydidae. The coding region runs from base 57 to 728 and encodes 223 amino acids.
CAGAAGAGCAGGAAGAAGAGCGCACUCCCACCCCCUCAUUACCAAGCAGCUCCCAUAUGACCAUGACCCCCGGGGAGCAGCUUCCCUCAGCCCAGCUCCAAGCCCUGCUGAUGAGAGCCGUGAAGGGUCUGACGACACCCACCCUGGAGCGAUUUCAAGCCGCCGAGGAAGAGCUGAGGACCAUCGUGUCUCUACACGGAGACAAGAUGGAGAGAGUUGGAGACGUCGUGGGACGCAUCUUAAUCUGGCUGGACAACGUCUGUCAUCCCAGAGCCAGAAAAGCAGCACUGAGGGCCACGGCCUUGCUGGCUCGUUCCCACCCCCAGGACGUGGUUCUGAGCUGUGUGGCACACACGCUGUCCUCGGACAGAUGUGCCAUUGAGCUGUGGAAGGCCCUGGGGGAAGAACCACAGCUCCCCAGGGAGGUGCUGCAGCAGCUGCUGGACAAGCUCCAGCAGAGACACCGGGAGGAGAAGAGCGGCAAUGUGUCUCUGGCUGCAAUGAGGACCAUUUACGAGGUCCUUUUCCUAUGGGGAUACCGAGAAGCCAUCCUGGAAAUGUAUCCCCAGAUGCUCAUCCUCUGCGUCAGGCAAGUGCAGUAUGUGAUGGAUCUGCACUUGCCAGGGACCUACAUGGCCAGCACGACAUCCAGCCCCGAGGAGGAUCCAGCUGCCUCAACCCCUAAGGUAAUGACUGAAAGGAAAGGAAGAACAGAUGUGCUCUGCUAA